Entamoeba nuttalli P19 is the source of this 1519-nucleotide messenger RNA. RefSeq names its product DEAD/DEAH box helicase, putative. The transcript has a single exon. Lineage: Eukaryota; Evosea; Mastigamoebida; Endamoebidae. The record is from RefSeq and is a predicted model, not a curated record. Gene Ontology annotation, cellular component: nucleolus. Gene Ontology annotation, molecular function: nucleic acid binding; RNA helicase activity; ATP binding. Gene Ontology annotation, biological process: maturation of LSU-rRNA from tricistronic rRNA transcript (SSU-rRNA, 5.8S rRNA, LSU-rRNA). The annotation marks the transcript as partial.
AGAAAGUGAAGAAGAAAAUGAAGAAAAACAAGAGCGUACAAAUAAAGAAGAAAUAAAUCAAAAUAAAACAAAAAGUAAAGAGGAAAACGAAGAAAAAACUAAAGGAACUACAUCAUCAUUUUUAACUGAUAUUGAAUAUAAGUCAUUAAACCUUUCAGAAGAAAUUCAAAAAGCACUUGAAGAAGCAGGGUAUACUAAAAUGACUACAAUUCAAGCAAGGUCAAUUCCAUUAUUAUUAAUGGGAAAAGAUAUCAUGGCAAAAGCUAGAACUGGUUCAGGUAAAACUUUAGCAUUUUUAAUUCCUAUAGUUGAAAUUUUAAAUAAAAUCCAUUUCCAAACAAGAAAUGGAACAGGUGCUAUUAUUAUUUCACCAACUAGAGAACUUGCUAUUCAAACAUUUGAUGUACUUGAAAAAAUAUUAGCUCAUUCAGAAAGAACAAGAACAUUAAUUAUUGGUGGAAGUAGUAAAAAAAAGGAAGAAGAAGCUUUAAAAAAAGGUGCUUCAAUUGUUGUUGCAACACCAGGUAGAUUAUUAGAUCAUAUUAUUAAUACUAAAUGUUUUAUUUACAGAAAUUUAAAGUGUUUAGUAAUUGAUGAAGCUGAUAGAAUUAUGGAAGUUGGAUUUGAAGAAGAAAUGAGACAAAUAUUAAACAGAUUACCAAAGAAUAGACAAACAAUGUUAUUUAGUGCUACUCAAUCAGAAAAAGUUGAUGACAUUGCUAAUAUUUCAUUAAAACAACCUGUUGUUAUUAAUGUUGAAAGUCAAUCAACAAUAUCCACAUCAAGUAAAUUAGAACAAGGGUAUGUUCUUAUUGAAGCAAAAGAUAGAUUUAGAUUAUUAUAUACAUUUUUAAGAAAGAAUAAAAAUAAAAAAACAAUUGUUUUUAUGUCUUCAUGUAAAGCUGUUAAAUUUUAUAGCGAUUUAUUGAAUUAUAUUGACAUACCAGUUAAAGCACUUCACGGACAAUUAGAUCAAGAUAAAAGAACAAAAGUAUUUUUUGAAUUUUGUAAAGCAAAAGAAGCUAUUUUAAUUACCACUGAUAUUGCUGCUCGUGGAUUGGAUAUUCCUGCUGUUGAUUGGAUUAUUCAAGUUGACCUUCCUGAUUCACCAAAAGACUAUAUUCAUAGAGUGGGUAGAACAGCUCGUGCAGACACUAAAGGACGUGCACUUUUAUUUGUUCAGCCUUGUGAAAUUCGUAUUUUAGAAUAUUUAAAAGGAGAAAAGAUUCCAUUGACUCAAUAUGAAGUUCCUGAAAAAAAAAUUGCUAAUAUUCAAAGAGAAUUAGAAAAAUUAGUUGAAAAAAAUUAUUAUUUAAAUACUGAAGCAAAAGAUGGGUAUAAGGCUUAUAUUAUGGCAUAUAACAGUCGUUCAUUGAAAGAUGUAUUCAAUGUAAAUGAUCUUGAUAUUGGAGGACUUGCACUUUCAUUUGGACUAACAAAUCCACCAAAAGUUCAAUUAAAUAUACUUAAAGCACCAAAGAGUAGUACUCGAUUUGAAAAGAAACGACAACUUAAAUGA